This is a messenger RNA of Neodiprion fabricii, 1876 nucleotides long. Its product is annotated as RING-type E3 ubiquitin-protein ligase PPIL2. Bases 112 to 1677 code for a protein of 521 amino acids. The record is from RefSeq and is a predicted model, not a curated record. The transcript has 9 exons. Gene Ontology annotation, molecular function: peptidyl-prolyl cis-trans isomerase activity; ubiquitin-ubiquitin ligase activity. Gene Ontology annotation, biological process: protein polyubiquitination; protein peptidyl-prolyl isomerization. Gene Ontology annotation, cellular component: catalytic step 2 spliceosome. NCBI's taxonomy places the organism in Eukaryota, Metazoa, Arthropoda, Insecta, Hymenoptera, Diprionidae.
GACACAGUCGUAGAGAGCGCUUCGAACGCGUGUGUUUAUUGGACUUUAUUUUGACAAGUUAACAUAUAAUAAACUUUUUCCCUUUGAUCGAAUAACAAGGAAACUAUCACCAUGGGGAAGCGACAGCAUCAAAAAGAUAAAAUGUAUCUGACCUAUACGGAAUGGACAACAUUGUAUGGUGGCAAGAAAGCGGGAACAUUAGAAUCAACAGAGGACACAACAUUCCGUCGUUUGCCGUACAAUCAUUGCUGCGUGAGCCUGCAACCCUUUGAACAUCCGUACUGCGAUGUGGAUGGAAAUGUGUUUGAGCUGCAGGCAAUCGUGGAUUAUAUUAAGAGGUUCAAACAUAAUCCAGUGACAGGAAAACCUCUAGAUGCCAAAUCUUUGACUAAAUUAAAUUUCUAUAAAAAUGCUGAGGGCGAGUAUCACUGCCCUGUUCUUUUCAAAGUAUUCACUAAACAUUCUCACAUUGUGGCCGUCAAAACAACGGGAAAUGUUUAUUCCUAUGAGGCAGUUGAGCAGUUGAACAUAAAGACACGAAAUUGGAAGGACUUGAUAAAUGACCAGCCUUUUGAACGGAAGGAUCUAAUCACUAUUCAUGACCCUAGCAACGCAAACAAGUUCAAUUUGUCUACCUUUCAUCAUAUUAAAAACAAUCUGCGAGUGGAAGACGAAGAGAUAACAAAGGAGCGCAAGGAUCCCAAUGCUAAACUAAAAACUGUAUCUUCUGAAACCAGAGAAAUAUUGGAGGAGUUGAACAGAGAAUUCAAGCCUGUGGAGCCUAAAGAUACGUCCACUAAAGAUAAAGCGGACAAGUUCAAUGCUGCACAUUAUUCUACGGGAGCUGUGGCUGCAGGCUUUACAUCGACUGUAAUGCCAAGAGAAACGACACAUGAAGCAGCGAUCGUAGAAGAAGAUUUAGUACGAUAUGAACGGGUAAAAAAAAAAGGCUACGUACGGUUCAUUACAAACUUUGGAUCCCUAAAUUUGGAGUUGUACUGCGAUGUGGUUCCAAAAACUUGUGAAAACUUUAUGAAACAUUGUCAAGAUGGGUAUUACGACGGCACCAAACUGCACAGGUCUAUUCGAAACUUUAUGAUACAAGGAGGGGAUCCCACAAACACUGGCAAUGGCGGGACGUCAAUCUGGAGCAAGCCGUUCGAAGAUGAAUUCAAACCAAAUUUAGUUCACCAGGGACGAGGUAUUUUGUCAAUGGCAAAUUCUGGUCCCAAUACCAAUGGAUCUCAAUUUUUCAUAACUUACCGAUCGUGUCGUCAUUUAGAUCGAAAGCACACAGUAUUUGGAAAAAUUGUUGGAGGGUUAGACACGCUGAAUGCGAUUGAAAAAAUUGAAGUUGAUAACAAAGACAGGCCGAUUGAAGAUAUAAUCGUACAGCGUGCCCAAGUCUUUGUUGAUCCUUUUCAGGAAGCUGAUGAACAAUUAGCAGCUGAACGGGCCGCUGAAAUCCAAAGAUUAGCACUGGAAGAAUCAAAUAAAAAAUCUAAAAACAAAAAUGAAGGAGGCAAUGUACUCAAAGUGUAUCGUAGUGGUGUUGGCAAGUAUGUGCAGUUCAAUGACGAACAAACAAAGACUGAAAAGGUAGACACGAGCAGUGAGCCAAAACCUAAGAAGAUUAAAGAUGCAUCUUAUACGUUUAAAAAUUUUUCUGCAUGGUGAAAGAAUAUCCUUAAAAAUACAUUGUAAUUAUAUUCAUGAAUUGUAUAGUUUUAUUAGUGUUGAAUGUUGCGCACAAAGUUGAAAAUAUUCAAAUUUUUUAAAUAUUUUUUUUCAACUCACUAAAUAUAAUAUUAAAAAAAAAAAAACUGAACGCUUUAUUCUAAUACUAGAAAUUUAUCCAUUAUGUUAGCUUGCCUAA